Brachypodium distachyon (stiff brome) is the source of this 1021-nucleotide messenger RNA. RefSeq lists its product as uncharacterized. The coding region runs from base 267 to 689 and encodes 140 amino acids. The record is from RefSeq and is a predicted model, not a curated record. Lineage: Eukaryota; Viridiplantae; Streptophyta; Magnoliopsida; Poales; Poaceae. Gene Ontology annotation, cellular component: mitochondrial large ribosomal subunit. The transcript has 2 exons.
AAUGUCCGGGCCGUCUGCUAGCGCUGGGCUGCUUCUCUUCUCAUCUGCGCUCGAGAAAAACGCCGGCGCCGUCUUUCUGUGACACUCCGCCCCUUCGCUCGCCGCCGCCGCUCUCCCCUCCCGCUUCACCAUACGCCACCGGCCUCCCUCCCUCCAGCCCCACCUUGCCUCUGGCUGUUUCCGUUGCCGGUGCUGUGGACAGUCUCCUGGAAGGGAAUCAGAGGCGGAGACCGAGCGAGGGAAUUGAAUCGGCGGCCUAGAAAAGAAUGCUCAAGUUCCUGUCCAAGGUGGUGGUGGAGUACAACCCGCUGGACCCGCGGAAGGCGGCGGCGGUGGAGCUCCUCGCGCAGUGCAACGGCCGCAAGGCCAAGGACUCCAACCCUGCCUGCUCGGUCGAGCUGCGGCGCCUGCCCGCGGCGGCCGCAGCUGAGGACCCCAAGGCCCAGCCUCCCCCGCGCGUCCUCGUCACCUACGUCAACGGUGCCGAGGAGGCCUUCGACGCCGCCGACGGCGCCACCGCGCAGGGCAUGCGCGACCAGAUCCUCGCCCGCGGCCGCCUACUUGAGACCGAGCAGCUCUUCCGCGAGGCCGGGGAGAAGUGGCCCGUAGUCAUCCCAGAGGAGGAGCUCGGCAUGUCAUUCCCCGGUAUCAAGCCAAAGAAAGCAGAGGAGAAGCCCCAGGCUUCAUGAUCCAGGCAGAGCUGUUUCAGUCUAGCAUGGUUAACUUGCAGAACAUCUGUACCCCCAUAAAUGUUACGUCAAGAAGAACACACCCUGCGUUCGGGAACUUGUCUUCCUAAGUGUGUUAUUGAUUAGUUCAGGUUCAGGGCAUGUCAUAUUUUCCGUUAAAGAGAUAGAUACUCAUUUGUGAUUUCUUAUUUUUCUCGAAACAUGUUAUAUCGAGAAGACGUUGAUGAACUCGUUCGGAUUGUUGAUUUAUAGUGAAAUACCGUUGUAAACCUUUUCUGUCCGAUCUGUUGUGCACAGAUUUAUUCAAAAUAAGCUUCCCAUGUAUUCUUGUA